Telopea speciosissima is the source of this 573-nucleotide messenger RNA. RefSeq lists its product as uncharacterized. Bases 1 to 573 code for a protein of 190 amino acids. Gene Ontology annotation, molecular function: nucleic acid binding; RNA-DNA hybrid ribonuclease activity. The record is from RefSeq and is a predicted model, not a curated record. Lineage: Eukaryota; Viridiplantae; Streptophyta; Magnoliopsida; Proteales; Proteaceae. The transcript is spliced from 2 exons.
AUGGCAGGGCAUGAGAGGCUAAGCUUCAUGGAUGCAUACUCAGGAUACAACCAGAUCCUGAUGAAGGAAGGGGAUGAGGCGUAUACAACAUUUCAUUCUGACCAGGAAAACUUCUGCUACCUGGUGAUGCCUUUUGGCCUGAAGAACACGGGGGCGACCUAUCAAAGAAUGGUAAACAAGCUAUUCAAGGCUCAGAUAGGCAGAAAUACGGAGGUGUACAUGGACGAUAUGCUGGUGAAGACCUCAAACAACGAAGUGGAGUACGAAGCACUGAUAGCAAGGCUGAGAACGGCCAAGGCCAUACAGGUCAAGAGGCUGAUAGUGCGAGAUGACUCACAGCUGGUCGUGAACCAGGUCAACAGGCAUUAUGAAACCAAAGACAAUCGCAUGGCGGCAUACCUAGAAGUCGCCAAGAGCUUGGUGAGCUCGUUCGAUGCGUUCGAGAUGAGGCAAGUGCCCCGGAAUGAGAAUGAGAAGGUAGACGCACUAUCGCGCCUAUCAACAGAGGCACUGGCUCAGUUGGACGGGUCAGUGUACAUUGAACUGCUAUCGAAACACUCCCACCAAGUCUGA